ACAGAAGGACAGAGGUACUGUAAUCUGGAAGAAAGGGUUGAGAAACACACACAGAUUUUGUGGUUCAAAGACAGGACUGGAUCAGGAAAGAGUGCAACAGGGAACACCAUCUUGGGAAGAGAAGCUUUUACCUCAGAGAUUUCUCCGUCUUCUGUGACAGUGACGUGUAAAAAAGAAACUGGCCACUUUGAUAACAGAACUGUCAGUGUGGUCGACACCCCCGGUGUGUUUGACACAUCGAUAAAUGAAGACCAGCUGAAAGGUGAAGUAGAGACAUGUAUCGUGCUGUCUGACCCAGGACCCCAUAUAUUCCUGCUGGUGAUCAGACUGGAUGUACGGUUCACAGAAGAGGAGAAGAAUGCAAUAAAGUGGAUCAAGAACAACUUCGGUGAGGAAGCCUCCAAUUAUACGCUGGUGCUUUUCACUAGGGGAGAUGAGCUCAAGGGGAAAUCCAUCCAGGAUUAUAUAGACCAAAGUUCUGAACUCAGGGAGUUCAUCGAUGACUGUACAGCUGGGUACCAUGUAUUUGACAACACAUGCAUGGAAAAUCGCACUCAGGUGGCUGAUCUGUUUGAACUGAUAGACGAGAUAGUGCAGUUAAAUGGUAACUAUUACACCAGAAGCAUGUACGAAGAGGCCCAGAGAAAGAAGAAUUCAAAGGAAUGGUGGAAAAGGGUGGGAGGCUAUAUGAACACUGUGGGUAAUCAGUUGUUUGUGGCAGCAGCAGCCACAGCUGUCCCUGCAGCUGGUGCAGCUGUAAUGGCAGAGGAAGCAGCCCCUGUAGCUGGUGCUUUGUUUACAGCAGCUACAUCCAUGAGAGUGAUUUCAGUGGCUGCAAGUGGAGGAAUCUCUAAGGUCAUGGGGUGGUGGGUGAAACCUAAAACAGACAGCUGAGUCAUGUCAAACCAUGAUACUUUGUGUAAAGUCAUUCCAUUGAUUUCCUUUUCACACAUUACAUUCAUAUUUGCCCUUUUGUAAAUAUUUAAUGAAAAAUGUAUGUACAUUCAUAGCCUACAUAUUAAUCACAGCUUGUCUGCUUUGAACCAUAAAUUAACCUUUUAUGACAAAUGUUUAAAUGUUGAUGCUGCACACUCUUAUCCUGAACAUCAUAUUGUGUGUUGGAUUUGUAAGAAUAAAAUAAAGAAAUAUGACAACAACUUCAAAAA
This is a messenger RNA of Epinephelus moara (kelp grouper), 1166 nucleotides long. Its product is annotated as GTPase IMAP family member 7-like. The annotation marks the transcript as partial. The transcript has a single exon. Gene Ontology annotation, molecular function: GTP binding. Lineage: Eukaryota; Metazoa; Chordata; Actinopteri; Perciformes; Serranidae. The record is from RefSeq and is a predicted model, not a curated record.